GAGGAAAAAGGCUUUUGGUUGACCCCCUUUGACCCCGCUAUUAUUUGAUCCACUCACUGGAAGUCCUUUUUUCUCUUUCUUUCUUGCCUUACCGACAGGCUUUUGACCUUUCCUCCUUUCCGUCUCUUGACGCUUUCCUCCCCUCCCCUCCCUCCUCUCCUAACCAACACAUACACCCGACAAAAUGGUGUCUGCUUCCAAAGCCGCUCGUUUGGCAAAGCGUGGUGCCGAUGGCGACUCCAAGAAGAAGCUCGGCAAGGGAAAGAAGGGUGGUGCUGAGUCCCCCCAGGUCGACAGUGACGUCCCGACCGAUGAUCAGCCUGCCACCACGACCGAGAAGAUGAAGGAAGUUGAGAAGCUUACAGCACAGAUGGACAAGCAUGGCCUUUCGGAUCGUGUCACGACCGGUGUGCUCUCUUCCAUGGAAUCCUCUCGCGACGUCAAGGUCACCUCCGCUUCCCUGGUGUUCCACGGCAAGGUCCUUAUCACCGACUCCACUCUCGAACUGAACUUCGGUCGUCGUUACGGUCUUCUGGGUGAGAACGGCUGUGGCAAGUCCACCCUGCUGAAGUCUAUCGCCCAGCGUGAAUACCCUAUCCCCGAGCAUAUCGAUAUCUACCUGCUGAACGAAGGUGCUCCUCCUACUGACCUUGGUGCCCUGGAGUGGGUCGUCACUGAGGCUCAGAACCAGCUUGACCGGAUGGAGAAGCAGGCCGAAGAUAUCCUGGAAGAGCAAGGCCCCGACAGCCCUAUCCUCGAGGAUCUGUAUGAUCGUAUGGACAAAAUGGAUCCCUCUACGUUCCACACUCGUGCUUCCUUGAUCUUGACUGGUCUGGGAUUCAACAAGGUCACCAUCAACAAGAAGACCAAGGACAUGUCCGGUGGUUGGCGUAUGCGUGUGGCUCUUGCCAAGGCUCUGUUCGUCAAGCCUUCCCUGCUUCUGCUGGAUGACCCUACUGCUCACUUGGAUCUUGAGGCCUGUGUGUGGUUGGAAGAGUAUCUGAAGAAGUGGGAGCGCACGCUCGUCCUGGUUUCCCACUCCAUGGACUUCUUGAACGGUGUCUGUACCACCAUGAUUGAUAUGCGCAUGAAGCAGCUCCUGUACUAUGGUGGUAACUACGAUUCCUACCACAAGACCCGUAGCGAACAGGAGACGAACCAGAUGAAGGCAUACAACAAGCAGCAGGAAGAAAUUGCCCACAUCAAGAAGUUCAUCGCUUCCGCCGGUACAUAUGCCAACUUGGUCAGACAGGCCAAGUCGCGUCAGAAGAUCCUCGACAAGAUGGAGGCCGAUGGUUUCAUCCAGCCCGUUAUUCCCGACAGAAUCUUCAGCUUCCGCUUUGCCGAAGUUGAGAAGCUUCCCCCUCCCGUCCUGUCCUUCGAUGAUGUCAGCUUCUCCUACUCCGGCAACUGGGAGGAUACUCUGUAUGAGCACCUUGACUUCGGUGUUGAUAUGGAUUCCAGAACUGCUCUGGUCGGUCCCAACGGUGUCGGCAAGUCCACUCUGCUGCGCAUCAUGACUGGAAAGCUGCAGCCCAUUGGUGGUCGUGUCAGCCGUCACACUCACUUGAAGUUGGGCAUGUACAGCCAGCACUCUGCUGAGCAGCUCGAUCUGACCAAGUCGUCUCUUGACUUCGUUCGCGACAAGUUCCCCGACAAGAGCCAGGACUACCAGUACUGGCGUCAACAGCUCGGCCGUUAUGGUCUGAGCGGUGAGUCCCAGACUGCUCUGAUGGGCACUCUGUCUGAGGGUCAGAAGAGCCGUAUCGUGUUCGCUCUGUUGGCCAUUGAAUCCCCCAACAUGAUCCUUCUUGACGAACCUACUAACGGUCUCGAUAUCCCCACCAUUGACAGUCUGGCUGAUGCCAUCAACGCCUACAGCGGUGGUGUCGUCGUCGUGUCCCACGACUUCCGUCUCCUCGACAAGAUUGCCAAGGACAUCAUGGUCUGUGAGAACAAGACCGUUACCCGGUGGGAUGGUACUAUCGGCCAAUACAAGGACCACCUGCGCAAGAAGAUGAUUGACGCCGGUGCUGUCUAAGAAAAGGCACGGGAAAAAAUGAAGGAAAACGACGCUUCUUGUUAUGAUUGGAAUGUCUGAGACGACAAUGAAAACUCAAAAGCUGCAGGGGAGUUGAAAUCAAAAGUUUCUUACAGGAGAAAUGAUCCAUCCUGAGUGAUACAAUGACAUAGGCGGGGGACGGUUUUCUUUCUUACAUACAUAUCUGGAGAUAUCUGCUUCUGCUUGUUUGGGUUGCUUUAUUUUUAUUAGAUGGUCUGUCUGUGUUUCAUACCUCAUCCCCUGCUAGACCCCUCACGUUUCAGGGUUCAAUUUAUAUUCUUAUAUCUUUUUACACUUCUAUGAUUCCACCAUUUGUUAUAGACGUUAUGUAGGACUUUUGUUUUGAUGGUCAUAGGACCCUUUUAGCCUGCACUUAUGGUAGGGCUUUGUUUAAUGACGAAGGCAUGAAACAACUGAGCAGCAAAUUCAGCUGAACAUAGUCUAAUUAUA
Molecule: messenger RNA, 2512 nt
Organism: Aspergillus pseudotamarii
Lineage: Eukaryota; Fungi; Ascomycota; Eurotiomycetes; Eurotiales; Aspergillaceae
Product: ATP-binding cassette family ATPase ARB1
Exons: 2
Coding region: 185-2041 (618 amino acids)
Molecular function (GO): ATP binding; ATP hydrolysis activity
Source: RefSeq, a predicted model, not a curated record